Messenger RNA from Lactuca virosa, 399 nucleotides. NCBI's taxonomy places the organism in Eukaryota, Viridiplantae, Streptophyta, Magnoliopsida, Asterales, Asteraceae. The record is from the annotation of a GenBank genome assembly.
AUGUGCCCCCUUGUUUGCAGGGGCAGCUACUUACCCCAAUCCAAUACCAUCGUACAACCAUCAUCAUCGAGUCAUAUUCACAUCACACUUCAAAGUUCAAACUACACUUUCAUAACUCGCAUCUUUCAUAAUCACUUUCUCCCUCGUAGCAGAAACGAGAAAACCCUCUCUUCUUACAACAUGCAUAAUCACCGUUGUAUACAAGUGGGUUUAGUGAUAAUUGUUCUUCUCUCACUGUUAGUCUCCGGUGCCGAGAAUGGAAGGGAACCCAUUGGAAUAAGCAGGAAUGUACAACCGGAGAAGCAGCAAAAACAGCAGAAUCAACAGCAAGGACUGGGUGACUUGUACUCUAGCAAACGAAGAGUUCCAAAUGCAUCAGACCCGCUUCACAAUCGCUGA